Messenger RNA from Rhizopus microsporus ATCC 52813, 925 nucleotides. RefSeq lists its product as uncharacterized. NCBI's taxonomy places the organism in Eukaryota, Fungi, Mucoromycota, Mucoromycetes, Mucorales, Rhizopodaceae. The record is from RefSeq and is a predicted model, not a curated record. Gene Ontology annotation, molecular function: microtubule binding. The transcript has a single exon. Bases 172 to 813 code for a protein of 213 amino acids.
AAUAAUAAUAAUAAUAAUAAUCAAAGCAGAAGAACAAGGAUUCAACAUAUCGAAAGACCAUCGACGACGCAGGAUAUUAGGCCAAGAGCCAAAACUCCUGUGAAAAGAAGCUUAAAUCAUCAACAAUCGACUGUUGGACUUCGUUCAAAAAGUAGUUUAGGUGAUUUAAGAAUGGAUAGAGUCAUGUCUCCUUCAGUAAGGACGCGAUCUGUCACUCCUUCAUUAAUACCAAGGCCAAAGACACCAAAGGAGAUGUCAAGAGCUACCUCUCCCAUGAUACCCCAGCCCAAACCGACCGUAAAGACGAUCAAAUUACCACCUGUACCUCCAUUGCCCAAAUAUGUUACUGAUAAUCCCUCUGUCAUUCGAAGAAAACAAUCCAUGCCUGUUCUUCGCCAUAAAACAUCUAAUAUUGAAAUAUCUGUACAUGAAGACUGUACGUACCAUCCUGAUCCAAAAGACCCUCUUGAUGUCGAAGUAGCGCAAAUCAUGAAUGCGAGUCCCAUCACGAUUCGAUGUCAACGAGCAGAACCAGGAAAGUACUACUUUGGAAAUGAACUCAGUUUAUCUUCUAUGGGCGGUAAAAAGCUGUAUACUUGUAAAUUGAUGACAUACACCAAUAGAAAAGGCGGUCAAUUCAAGAAUAAUAAAGUUCUCAUACGCGUGGGCGGUGGCUGGCAAGAUCUAGAAUUCUUCUUGUUGGAGCAUAGUUCAUUAAUGGCAACAGAUGUCGUCGUGCGUUCUUAUGCUGGAAACCAGCAGCAUCAGUCUGUGUCUGAUACAAGUUCACGCUCAAAGGGCUGGAAGAAUUAAAUACUUUGUACAAUAAAUACAUGUUUGUUUGCAUAUUCUUAAAGGGACAAUGCUUAAAACUCAGUGCAUGAGAGCACACAAUUUGUGUAAUUAAGGAGAAUCAAGUGCGGCU